Molecule: messenger RNA, 2783 nt
Organism: Cavia porcellus (domestic guinea pig)
Lineage: Eukaryota; Metazoa; Chordata; Mammalia; Rodentia; Caviidae
Product: rap guanine nucleotide exchange factor 2-like
Exons: 3
Coding region: 143-1075 (310 amino acids)
Source: RefSeq, a predicted model, not a curated record
GGGGUGGGUGCCCUUCCUGCACCCGCCUCCUCGCCCUGCUGCCCCUCACCACCUGGCCCUCUGGGUGCCUACGCCAAGGGCCCCAUGGGACAACCCCAUCCUGGACCCUCCUUGAGUACUCGUGGCUCCUUCUCCACAAACCAUGCCGACCUCCUGGCCCUCGUGGACCUGCGGACUGCCCUGUCCCCUACCACAGAGUGAGGCAGAGGCUCACAGGCAGCUCCUCCUGUCCCGCCCUUCCCACAGGUCCUAUGCAGCCAUGGCCCUGGCCCAGGACAUGUUUGCCACAGCCAUGGUGCUCUCGCAGGACCAGGGCUAUUGCACGUCCCUGGAUGCCGCCAACAGUGGCCAUGGGAGCUGGACCUCAUGCUCCAGUGACUCGCACAACAACAUCCAGACCAUCCAGCACCUGAGGAGCUGGGAGACACCACUGUUCGGGCCUGUGCCCUGUGAUUACCCCGGGGAUCCCACAGGGCUGUGGGCCGAUGGUGGCCACCUGGACCACUCGAUUUUUGUGGAGCGCGGCCAGAAGGGCAGCAGGCAGAACCCAAGCAAAGCAAGCCUGGAGCAGGCACAGUCCCGGGCCAGCUGGGCCUCUCCCACUGGCUACUGGCGCGAAGAUGCGGAAUGGGACACAGGCACCAUCAAAUGGACGGGCAGCAAGGACAUGUCCCUGGAGGUCGAGAAUGGCAGCUGCCUGUCGCCCACUCCCAACGAUGAGCCCAAGGCUGGCCCUGUGCCAGCCCACGGGGCUGCCACCUCGAGUGCUUCCAAAGGGCUGGUCGUGUGGAAGGAGGGCCUGUACCCAGAGCCACCGCCAACCCCGCCUGGCUACUUGGGCAUCCUGAUCACAGACUUCGAGGUGCCUCCGAAUCCAGCACUCCGGCCCCCAGAGUACACUGUGGCGCUGCAGAGCUCAUGCAUGGUGGUGCGGCCCGCGGAGGUCUCAUCCUUGGCACCGGGCGGCAGACCACAGUGGCACAAGCCCAGUGAGGCUGAUCCCCGUCUGGCCCCCUGCCAGGAUCAGGGCUUCUGCAAGGAGGAAGAUGAGGAUGAGCAGGUGUCUGCCCUGUGAGGCCCAGGCCCGGGCAUCGAGCCACGCAGAGGAGCGCACAGAGGACAGCAUCCUACUUGGGCCUCAGAGCAGAGCUUGCCCUGCUACUGAGGACCUUCACUGCCUGCAGUGGGCUGUUGGCUGCUCCUCCUACCCCUUUGCAUGUGAAUACUGUGAAGACCACCUCACCAGCACUUUCCAGACUUUGUUGCUUGAAAUGCACAGAGCAGCUAUCUCCCAGUGUAGUGGGCCUUGCCCACAUAGCAUCAUUCCAGAUCCCGCAUGCUGGGGCCCACCGGAGCCGCUCCCUGGGCGAGCUCUCUGUGCCUGGAAGGAAGGCUUUGAAAGGCCUCCCUGUUGGAUCCUAGCUCAGCCCCAGAGCUCGGUGUCAUCAGGAUGAUAAGCAGAGCCUGCCACGGAGACCUGGGACCUCCAGCCCCCAGGAGAGGGACUGGAGACCCUUAGAGCGCAGUGCUUGUCCUCUUGUUUACAGUGUUCCUUUUGAAAAUGAGUUCCAAGAGUCAAGGUUAUAGCCCUUUGAUGAUUGCAGUAUUAUUUCUGAACCUCAUGUAGGUUGCCACCUGGGCUUCUAAAAACCCAAAUGUUCUGUCGGGGCGCAGCCAGGUGAGGAUGGAAGGCCUGGCCCUUCCAGUCCAGCCUCUGCCCCCUGCCUCCUCCACGGCGGCAGGCCAUCCUCUGGCCAGGCCUUGGACCUGGAGUGUGUCCUGCUUCCACUGAGACAAGGUGGCAGCCCCUUAAGUUAUAUUUCUUUGAUUUUAGUUACUUUAGAGCUUCCGAUUUUUUUGUUUUGUUGUCUUUUUGAAGAAUAGCUUGUAACUGGAUAGCAUUCGCAGUGAGUGCAGCACUGGCCCUGGGACUGAUGCCAGCUGAGCUUCCUGUCCCCAGGGGCCUCUCCACCACCCCCCCCACCCCAGUGUCUGGGCCUCAGAGAUGCUGCCUUGGCCAGGAGGGUGAGCGCCUGGUGGGGGCGCCUCCUGGAGGCAACUGCCUGCUCACAGUUGCUGCAGGACCAAGGACUCCAGAGGACUCCCCUCUCCAUUUGGGGUCGUUUUUGCAGAGAUUCCGGAAAGUGAAGGUGCCAGUCUGAGGAGUACUCAGAUGUUUGGAGCUGCUGGUCUUGGGUUUCCAUUGAAUUCAGCUGAUCAUGCUGAUCAGUAGAUAAAUGUAAAUAGCAUCAAAUUUUAAAAGUCCAAUUGCAGUGUUUUUUCACUGUAUCAGACAAUGUCAGUGCUUUAUUUGAUAAUUCUCUGUCUCAUGGCAUUUGUCUACUUCCUUAUAUAUUACAUUGUCAAUUAUACAUUUCUAACUUUACAUGGAAUAUGCAUUAUUUGCCAGUUUUAUUAUAUAGGCUAUGGACCUCAUGUGCAUAUUAGAAAGGAAUCUAGCUCUACCGCAAGUUGCACAAAUGUUCCCUAAACAUUAAGUAAUUGUAGAACAUAGGACUGCUAAUCUCAGUUCACUCAGUGAUGUCAAGUGCAGAAUGUACAAUUAAUUGGUGAUUUUCUCAUACAUUUGAUACUACAUGUACCUGUAUGUCUUUUAGAAAGACAUUGGUGGAGUCUGUAUUCCGUUUGUAUUUUUAAUACAAUAAUUGUACAUAUUGGUUAUAUUUUUGUUGAAGAUGGUAGAAAUGUACUAUGUUUAUGCUUCUACAUCCAGUUUGUACAAGCUGGAAAAUAAAUAAAUAUAACAUGAAGCCUUGCCAAUA